Myotis lucifugus (little brown bat) is the source of this 3034-nucleotide messenger RNA. RefSeq names its product chromodomain helicase DNA binding protein 1 like (gene CHD1L). The transcript is spliced from 23 exons. Bases 40 to 2751 code for a protein of 903 amino acids. Lineage: Eukaryota; Metazoa; Chordata; Mammalia; Chiroptera; Vespertilionidae. Gene Ontology annotation, biological process: DNA repair; chromatin remodeling. Gene Ontology annotation, molecular function: DNA helicase activity; ATP binding; ATP-dependent chromatin remodeler activity. Gene Ontology annotation, cellular component: nucleus. The record is from RefSeq and is a predicted model, not a curated record.
AGCGACGCGGGGCGACGCGCGGCGGAACGCUCGGGGCGGAUGGAGGAGCGCGCGGACGCCGCGACCCGCCAGGGCGACCAGCCCGGCUUCUUGCAGACCCUGCAGACCCAGAGCCGCGCAGAGGCGGCGCGGACGGCGGCGCGGGUGCAGGAGGAGGACCUGAGGCAGUGGGGCCUGACAGGGAUUAACCUACGCUCUUACCAACUGGAGGGAGUCAACUGGCUAGCCCAGCGCUUCCAAUAUCAGAAUGGCUGCAUCCUGGGAGAUGAGAUGGGCCUGGGGAAGACCUGCCAGACUAUUGCUUUCUUCAUUUACUUGGCAGGAAGAUUAAAUGAUGAAGGACCAUUCCUCAUUCUUUGUCCCUUGUCUGUGUUGAGCAACUGGAAAGAAGAGAUAGAAAGAUUUGCUCCAGGUCUUUCCUGUGUAACAUAUACAGGUGACAAAGAGGAGAGAGCCAACCUACAGCCAGACCUAAGACAGAAGCCAUGUUUUCAUGUGUUGCUGACUACCUAUGAGAUUUCUUUGAAAGAUGCAGCAUUUCUAAGAUCCUUCCAUUGGAGCGUUCUUGUUGUGGAUGAAGCUCACAGGUUGAAAAAUCAAAGCUCCUUGCUGCAUAAGACACUUUCAGAGUUCUCAGUAGUCUUCAAUCUCCUGCUGACCGGUACUCCCAUCCAGAACAGCCUCCAAGAGCUCUACUCCCUCCUCAGUUUUGUGGAGCCUGAUCUCUUUUCCAAGGAGCAGGUGGAAGAUUUUGUUCAGCGUUACCAGAGUAUUGAGAAAGAGUUUGAGUCAGCAAGUGAACUACACAAACUCUUGCAGCCAUUUCUGCUGAGGCGAGUGAAAUCUGAGGUAGCUACGGAUCUUCCCAAGAAGACAGAAGUAGUGAUAUACCAUGGCAUGUCGGCACUGCAGAAAAAGUACUACAAGGCCAUUUUGAUGAAAGACCUAGAUGCAUUUGAAAAUGAGAUGGCAAAGAAAGUUAAACUUCAGAAUGUCUUAUCCCAGCUUCGAAAGUGUGUGGAUCACCCAUAUUUGUUUGAUGGUGUGGAACCAGAGCCUUUUGAAAUUGGAGACCACCUGAUUGAGGCCAGUGGGAAACUUCACCUGCUGGAUAAGCUAUUGGCAUACCUAUAUUCUAGGGGCCAUCGAGUUUUACUUUUCUCCCAAAUGACCCAGAUGUUGGAUAUUCUCCAGGACUACAUGGAUUAUAGAGGCUACAGUUACGAGCGUGUGGAUGGUUCCGUGAGAGGAGAGGAGAGAUACCUGGCCAUUAAGAACUUUGGACAGCAGCCCAUUUUUGUAUUUCUUCUAAGUACCAGGGCAGGUGGAGUUGGCAUGAACUUAACGGCAGCAGAUACCGUUAUUUUUGUUGACAGCGAUUUCAAUCCUCAGAAUGACUUGCAGGCAGCCUCCAGGGCUCACCGAAUAGGCCAGAACAAGUCUGUUAAGGUUAUCCGGCUGAUCGGCAGAGACACCGUGGAAGAGAUAGUUUGUAGGAAAGCCGCCUCCAAGCUGCAGCUCACCAGCGCAAUCAUGGAGGGAGGGCAUUUUACUCUGGGAGCCCGGAAGCCUGCAGGUGAUGCUGACCUCCAGUUGGGUGAGAUACUCAAAUUCGGUUUGGAUAAACUGCUGUCCUCUGAGGGGAGCACCGUGGAUGAAAUAGACCUGGAGUCUAUCCUGGGAGAAACAAAAGAUGGCCAGUGGAUCUCUGAUGCCUUGCCUACCGCAGAGGAAGGAAGCAGAGAGCAAGAGGAAGGAAAAAAUCAUAUGUACUUAUUUGAAGGGAAAGACUAUUCUAAGGAGCCCAGCAAAGAAGACAGAAAAUCAUUUGAGCAACUGGUGAAUCUUCAGAAAAUCCUUUUGGAGAAAACUAGUCAAGAGGGCCCGUUACUCCGAAAUAAAGGCAGUGUUCUCAUGCCAGGCCUUGUGGAGGGUUCUGCCAAGAGGAAGCGGGUUCUAAGUCCUGAAGAGCUGGAGGAGAGAAGGAAGAAAAGACAAGAAGCAGCGGCCAAGAGAAAGAAACUAAUAGAAGAGAAGAAGAGGAGAAAGGAAGAGGUGGAACAUAAGAAAAAGAUGGCCUGGUGGGAGUCCAAUAAUUACCAGUCCUUCUGCCUGCCUUCCGAGGAGAGUGAACCCGAGAAUCUAGAGGACGGGGAAGAUGAGAGCUCAGUCCAACUGGAUUAUGAAGAUUCAGAUGCGACCUCCAUCAAGUAUGUUAGUGGUGAUGUCACCCACCCACAGGCCGGCGCGGAGGAUGCUGUGAUCGUGCACUGCGUAGAUGACUCUGGCCACUGGGGCAGAGGUGGUUUAUUCACAGCUCUGGAAAACCGAUCCACUGAGCCAAGAAAAAUAUAUGAGCUGGCUGGGAAAAUGAAAGACUUGAGUUUGGGAGGUGUCCUUUUAUUUCCUAUUGAUGAUAGAGAGUCAAGAAACCAAGGGCAAGAUUUGUUGGCCUUGAUUGUGGCUCAGCACCGUGAUCGCUCCAAUGUCCUGUCCGGCAUUAAGAUGACAGCCCUAGAAGAGGGCCUGAAGAAGAUUUUUUUAGCAGCAAAGAAAAAGAAAGCAAGUGUCCAUCUCCCACGCAUUGGGCAUGCUACGAAAGGUUUCAACUGGUAUGGUACUGAGCGACUUAUACGGAAAUACUUGGCUGCAAAAGGCAUCCCAACUUAUGUAUACUACUUUCCCAGAAACAAGGCUGCCGUCCCUCAUUCACAGUCCUCAUCUUCCUCCUCAGGACAGCUGCCGCCCUGAGAACCAGCCCCGGCUCAGCCCCAGCCCAGCCCCAGCCUAGCCCCAGCCUUCAGCCACUAGCUAAGGGUUUUGCUCAGAACUACUCUAAUAGAAUAUUUUGAAAGGAAUUGGUAUCUGAAAGGUGGGCCUCUUUUUUUUUAAUUCUAAUUUUGUUGUGGAUGUGUUGCUCUGACUGGUACCUGUAAUACAGGGAUGUAUACGUUAGUUGGGAAAGUCCUUUGGCAGCUUCUCAGGGCCCCAGUUGGCAUAGCUAUUUGAAUAAUAAUAAAAUUUCUAUCUCUAA